This is a messenger RNA of Phytophthora nicotianae INRA-310, 339 nucleotides long. RefSeq lists its product as hypothetical. The transcript has a single exon. Lineage: Eukaryota; Oomycota; Peronosporomycetes; Peronosporales; Peronosporaceae. The record is from RefSeq and is a predicted model, not a curated record. Bases 1 to 339 code for a protein of 112 amino acids.
AUGCUUCGUAAUAGUUUCAAGGUAGUGAUCCCCAAAAUCAGUGGCUGUUCGUUCUCUCCAUUUCCUAUAAAUGGAAAUCCAUCCUCAUCCUCCAUGUUCUCAAAUACGAAAGCUGUUUCAGGAUCCGUGUCGGCCAAGUAUGCCUUCGUGCGCACGAGUUCCCGCACGCGUAAAAUCGAGUUUUUUUCGAUCCUUGAAGCCAGCGUAUAUAUCGGACACUACGCUGAACCUGGGUGUAUGAAGGAUAGCCUAGCACUGGUCUCGGGACAUCAGGUGCUCGCAGUAGGUUGCUCCAAAUUAGACGAGGUGGAACAGCGUUUUCAUCCAUCCGAUGAAUGA